UUCGAGUUAUCACUCAUAUUUUCGCAUUUUAUGUACAAUGAUGGAAAAAAGUUUUACCAAAGAAUAUGUGUUCCUUUAUAACGUAGAAAAUAAUUUUUGCAGAAGCAAAAGUACAUACGAUAGAAAAGAUACACGAACAUGGCUAAAUAGAACCUUUGCUGCAAUCGGUACGCGCCACGUGCAAGUAUUAUUUAUGUUCGCCUUGUUGACCAUCGGAAUCGGAAUGCGAGUGCAAUUCUCCGUAGCCCUAGUCGCGAUGACGGAUAGAACGUCUUCAAAGAAUCCUGAUGUACCAGUUUACGACUGGAACAACAAAGGGGUACUACUGUCCUCGUUCUUUUGGGGAUACGCGAUUCUCCAAAUCGUCGCGGCUCUGAUGGCAAGAGUGCACGGAUCGAAGGUACUUCUGAUAGCAUCGAUGGCGACUAACGCUGUAAUAUGCUGCUCAAUUCCAACGGUGGCUAAGCUGAUGGGUUCGUACGGGGUAAUGGCGUGUAGAGCGAUAAUGGGACUCGCGCAAGGAUUUUUCUAUCCUUCCAUAUACGGCGUGCUGACGAACUGGGUGCCCUCCUCCGAAAGGGCGCAUUUGGGCUCUUCGGCGCUUGCUGGUGUGCCUUUCGGUAUUAUAACUGGAAUGUCCAUAACCGGGUUCAUCUCUGCUUCAUGGGGCGGUUGGCCGUGUUCGUUUUACUUUUACGGAAUGUUGGGGUUCUUGUGGAUUAUCGGUUACUAUGUAGCCGGCGCAAGUUCGCCCGCUUUGCAUCCUAAAAUAACAGAAAAAGAAAAAACUUUUAUAGAAAAUGAUGCUUCUAGGAAUGAAACCAAAGCAAAAGUUCCAUGGACUGCAAUAAUGACAAGCCCAGCGUUUUGGGCAAUCUUCUUCUCUUAUAUUGGACAAAGCUGGGGUUAUCAGACAUUACUUUCAGAAUUGCCCGUUUACAUGAAUAAAGUCAUGAAAUUCAACAUUGAAACAAAUGGAAUUCUAUCCGCCACACCGUACCUCAUAAUGUUCAUUAUUAUUAUUUUCACCGGUUACUUUUCCGAUUACUUAAUAAAUAACGAGUAUUUGACCGUGAAGCAAUCGAGAUGUAUAUUUAAUUCAUUAGCAACUUUUGGACCAGCAAUCGGUUUGGUGGCAUUGAGUUUUAUGCCCGAGACGGCCGUAAUUCCUUGCGUAAUAAUGCUGAUCAUAGCCGUUGGAACGCAAGGAGCGUCGUCUUCCGGAUUCGAGAUCAAUUCCAUGGACAUUUCGCCUAAUUUUGCUGAAAUUUUGAUAGCUUUUUCCAAUGCUGCUAGCGAGGUUUUUUCGAAUUUAGGACCGCUGGCCGUUCAGUUUGUUGUAACAGAUGAGACCAAUAAAGCACAGUGGAGAAUCAUUUUCCUAGCAGCAGCAGCUUCGUAUGUUCUAACGUCUACAAUUUUCAUAAUAUUCAUGCGAGCCGAUGUCCAACCUUGGAAUAAUACUGAUAAAGAAAACGAUGAAAAUAAAGCAUGAAAUAAAAUAA
This is a messenger RNA of Phyllotreta striolata, 1505 nucleotides long. NCBI's taxonomy places the organism in Eukaryota, Metazoa, Arthropoda, Insecta, Coleoptera, Chrysomelidae. The record is from the annotation of a GenBank genome assembly.